Molecule: messenger RNA, 2029 nt
Organism: Orbicella faveolata
Lineage: Eukaryota; Metazoa; Cnidaria; Anthozoa; Scleractinia; Merulinidae
Product: protein FAM13A-like
Biological process (GO): signal transduction
Source: RefSeq, a predicted model, not a curated record
AUGCAUACAAAAGUGUGUGUGGAGACAUGGUGGCCUCAUGUUCCAUUCACUUUGCUUUCAAAGGACAAGAACAGUAACCACAUCUUGAGCUCAACUUAUCCUCAUACGAGAGAUUCACACGAGCAAUUUGAAGGAUUCAAGGACGAUGAAAAUUUGUACGAGGAGAUAAUAAGUACAAGUACAGGGGACUCACUGUUCAGGGUAAAGAGGAAUUCUGAGGUUCUUGGCUCUCUCACCCGGGACCGAGCUCCUCCUCCCAAGAACAGGCGGAGACCAAGCUUAAAGAAAAGACACGAAACAAGCGAGAUUUUCACAAACAGUGAAGAAGAAUUAGACAAGGACGUUAAGCAGAGACAAAGCAAAGCUUUCGUACAUCCUUUAGUUGAUGAGGCAAAGAGCAAAGAUGUCGUGUCAACAACACCGCCCAGAUCACCCAGAUCUGCAAGGUCGUCAAGGAUUCAGUCUCCAUCUGCAUCAACCAAGCAAGAUCAUGGUGAAAUAGAUGAAGUUGAUUCGUCGCCCUUGAGGUCCAGAAAAGAUCUCAUCACUCAACAGUACAAGAAAAAGCACCAUGGCGCACCUAUCGUGCCUCCGCUUGAGCUCUACAAACUGCAACAACACGAUGCAGCGGACGAAAUACAGCUGUCACCCAGGGAACGAUACGAAAGGUUCGGUACAGACGAAGCAUUAUUGUCCCCUCGUUCUCGGCCCCUUACUAUUGAUACCCGGACCACUGGUUAUGAGUGUCCCCCGUCCCCGCCGCACGAACAGAUUGAGCAUUCAUGGUUUGAAAGAAGGGUGGAAUCGUCUCCGAAGGGUGAGCAGACAGUCAAGCAACUCACUAAAACAAUCAGUCAACUAAAAAAGAAAAUCCGCGAUUUUGAAGACGCUUUCGAGGACGAACACGCGCGGCGACCGUCGCAAAGCGAAAAAGCACCUAUCAAAAAAUACGUGUCGGAACUGGGCCGCGCAAGAAAGCAGUUGAAAGAACUCAAAGAACGCGCGAAGUGCGAGGCGGAGCGUUUGAAUGAGACUGUGCCCCCCAUGAGCGGACAGGGUAUGAAAAGCAGUAGCAAUGAACCUCUGCUGACCACAACACCUGCAAGUAUUGAACACUCCCUAGAGAGCUUACUGAACAAGCUUGAGGAGAAGAGGGAGGAAGCUGGCAGGCCUGAGGAGGUGGAGCAAAUGGGCAGGGAACAGCUUCAGGACGAGAAGCUAGCGGUACAGAAGGCGCUGCUGCAGCAUGAGAGCUUGUUUGGUCGUCCGAACACUAAAAAAGACAAGGACCUUAUGAGGCCUUUGUACGACAGGUAUCGUACAAUCAAACGCAAACUUGCCGCACCUGUAACAGAAUCGCCCGUAAAGAUCGCUGGAGGGACACGCCCAAGAACUAGUUCAAUUGAUAGACUGGUGUCUGACCUGGCUCCUAUCCAUGAAGAUGCUCCCUUACACUCGCCAAGCGGCAGCGGUGGAUCCCCUGCCAGGUCACUAACCCAGUCGCUGCCCAUCACUGGAAGGGACUCGCCAAGGAGACGUAGCACAGGCAAUAUGUCCUACACAGACACUUUAGACGCAGAUGAUGAAGCUUUUGGUGACACAAUACAAGCCACCCUAAACCUUAGUGACUCCGCUCAACUGAGAGAGGACGCCAAAUUCCACGAGAUGUCCCGGGACGAGUUGAGUGAUCAGCUUGAAUUAAAGAGAAAAGAGAAAAAGAAAAUGAGAAAAAAACUCAAGAACUUUGAGGAUGACUUCUUAGAGCACACUGGCCGGCGAGUGCAGAGAGAAGAUAGAGGAGAAAUGGAAAGUGACUAUCACGAGUAUAAGCACAUCAAGCACCAGUUGAAGCUUAUAGAAGCUUUAUUGACGAAACGUCAAGUCACUAACACGAUGUAAACUGAACUCCAAGAUUCUUGCUUGUACAUAUUAUUUCCUUUACUUGUUGAGAAUUAAGACAUUAUUGUAUGUUGAAUUUUGUAUAGAGUUUUAAGAAAAAAUUAAAAGUUAUUAUUUUGUUUAACGAGAA